CUCUGCUCGUUCGUUACUGUUAUCUCUGUGAACGCCUUGUUUGAUCACUCACUCUCGUUGCGUGUGUGUGAAUCUCGUCCUUCCCCCGGGUUCGCUCUUCUACCGAGUUCCAAAGGCGCAUUCACCUGCUCCGGGCUCCGACUAUUAUAUCGUCUCGUCGAACACUUCUUACCGCUCUCUCGACUCUUUCUCUCCUCCAUCUGCACUCUCACCGUCUCCGCAUCUCUACGGCUACUACACCGUCUUCAUCUACUCUCCCCCAAACCAACAACCGCAAACAUGCCUCCCAAGCGAAUUCGAUGCACCGCCGCCCAAUGCCGGGAGCCCGCCCAGCGCAUCGUCGGCGACUGCUCCUUCUGCCAAGGGCACUUCUGCGGCAAGCAUCGUCUGCUAGAAGACCACAAGUGCACUGGUCUCGAGGACUGCAAGAAGCAGUCUCACGAACGCAACGCUGCGCAACUCGAGUCGGAGCGAACCCAGGUCAUCCGGGGUGUAUAA
Molecule: messenger RNA, 498 nt
Organism: Fusarium falciforme
Lineage: Eukaryota; Fungi; Ascomycota; Sordariomycetes; Hypocreales; Nectriaceae
Exons: 2
Coding region: 280-498 (72 amino acids)
Molecular function (GO): zinc ion binding
Source: RefSeq, a predicted model, not a curated record